CUUCUCUGACUCGUGUGCCUUUCUGAAAACGAAAAGUUUGAAACUUUCAUUUUGUGUAUCGUCGUCGUCACUGAUUGUGACACACCUUUUAAAAAAACCCUAUAAGAUAAUCCUUCACCUACAACAAAUUCUGGCCAUGAAAGCAAAACUCACCCCGAGCUUUAAAUGCAAUUAGCGAAACAUCCCAUCUCUCCUCCCCCCUCUCUCUCUCUCUCUCUCUCUCUCUUAAGCACUAAGCAAAAUCUCAUCUUUCUCUCCCUAUAUAUAUAAAGCUUCUCUCCCAACUCUGCUUUACGCAUAAAAGUAUGUCUUCUUAUAGAUUCCAAUCUGGGUUUUGUCCUCUUUCGUCAAGUCCUUCUCUUGGGAAUUUCGUCGAACGGAUUAAAGACGCUUGUCAUUUCCUCGUCUCUGCUGUUUUGGGUACCAUUAUCUCCGCCAUCUUGACCUUCUUCUUCGCCUUAGUGGGGACAUUGCUAGGGGCACUUACAGGAGCUUUAAUAGGACAAGAAACUGAGAGUGGUUUCAUUAGAGGAGCAGCAAUUGGUGCCAUUUCGGGUGCUGUUUUCUCUAUUGAGGUCUUUGAAUCAUCCCUCGAUCUCUGGAAAUCCGAUGAGUCAGCUUUCGGAUGUCUUCUCUAUUUGAUUGAUGUCAUUGUUAGUCUUCUAAGCGGGAGACUUGUACGGGAGCGAAUAGGUCCUGCAAUGCUUAGUGCUGUGCAAAGUCAAAUGGGAGCUGUGGAUACAGCUUUUGAUGAUCAGAUAAGCCUCUUUGAUACAGGAGGCUCAAAAGGAUUGACAGGAGACCUGGUUGAGAAAAUCCCAAAGAUGACAAUUACUGGCAACAAUAACACAGAUGCUUCUGAGAACACAGACUCCUGUUCUGUUUGUCUUCAGGAUUUCCAGCUUGGUGAAACAGUUCGAAGCUUGCCUCAUUGUCAUCACAUGUUUCACUUACCUUGCAUAGACAAUUGGCUCCUCAGACACGGUUCUUGCCCGAUGUGUAGACGUGACCUUUAAUUUCACUCUCUCUCUCUCCAUUGUCCGUCUCUCGUAAUGCAGUCAAACCGCGCAGUUCAAAUAUUUCUACAGCUUGUAGCUCAAGAGGCGGUUCUGCUCCUUUUCCUCUUCCAUAACUUUCAUGUAAAUUAUAGUUCUUUUUGGCUGUUUACAAUUACCAUACCUCUCUUUGUCUUUCAGAGUCUUUGUAGGACUCCCGAGUUCUCUAGUGUCAUGUUUUAGUCAGCCCAUGUACAAAGAAAGACAUAAUAUAGAGUUUUUGUUUAUUUAAAUUUUUAUUCUGCCUAA
This is a messenger RNA of Camelina sativa (false flax), 1304 nucleotides long. RefSeq names its product NEP1-interacting protein 2. The record is from RefSeq and is a predicted model, not a curated record. Lineage: Eukaryota; Viridiplantae; Streptophyta; Magnoliopsida; Brassicales; Brassicaceae.